AUGAAUCGGUGUACGGCACGGUUAUUCACAAUUGUGGGACAAGUGUGCGUGAGGCGACUUUCGCAAAGGGUCUUACAAAAACAACUCUUCUCUACUCGCUGUAUUCAUAAGAUGGUGUUUGUACCGGUUCACCCUGAUGAGCAGAAGUUUGUCGAUACAGCAUUGGAGCUGGUAAAGUCGGCUGGAAGGCUUGUUCGUGAUGCAUUCGAUCAGCCAGUAAGUAUAGUGAAGACCAAAGCGUCUGCCACUGAUUUGGUGACGGAAACUGAUCAAGCUGUGGAGAAACUGUUAAUAGAAGGAUUGAGGAAGGCUUUUCCAGAUCACAAGUUUAUUGGUGAAGAGUCGACUGCAGGUGGGGCAAAAAUAGAGUGGACGAAUGCACCGACAUGGAUUAUCGAUCCUAUAGAUGGCACUACAAAUUUUGUGCAUCGAAUUCCUCUCAUUGCUAUUUGCGUUGGUCUGGCCAUAAAUAAGGAGCUACGGGCAGGAAUAGUGUAUAAUCCAAUAACGUAUGAGCUGUUCACGGCGCAGGUCGGUUGUGGCGCGUUCAAGAAUGGCUUCCCGAUUCACGUAUCUAAUACCAAAGAGUUGGGUCGUUCUAUCAUAACGGAGUCGAUGGGAAUCCAUAAUCUGACGACAUUUGGUGAAAAAUGGUUGGACAUCGCUCAGAGCAAUAUGCGGCGUACGGUUGAGGCCGCCGUUGCCGAGAGUGUAGUGAUCUCACAGCUUGGCUCACAUCGUCAACCGGAAAUGAUGCGUUCGUUUAUCGAAUCUUAUAAGACAAUGAUGAGCGACCAAAAUUGUCAUGGGCACCGUGCAUUCGGUUCGGCAGCUAUUAAUAUGGUGAUGGUAGCACAGGGUGCUUGUGAUGCGUAUUUUGAGUACGGUCUUCAUUCUUGGGAUGUUGCAGCUGCAGCUGUGAUCAUAAGCGAAGCGGGGGGCGUUCUUAUUGAUCCGACAGGAAAGCCGUUCCAUGUCAUGGCACGUAAGGUGCUAUGCGCAGGCACUAAGGAGCUCGCAACCAACUUGAGCGCUUUGUUGACGCAUGUGGACUACGAACCUGAAGGCUAAUUUUGGAGGAAGAAACAAGUAGAUUUAGACGUAGGGGUCUAUUGAAAUAGUAUAAUAUGAAUUAAACCUCACUGAUAUGUUGAAUUGAUUUCCACUUUAUCUCAGUUUAGUCAGAAGAUAUCUCGAGUCAUUCAAGCCAUUCCUUUCCUUUUUUUUGACACUAUCCACACCAUAUGCUCUAUGCCAUACGAGAUUCGUCGCAUAUUUUGUUAACGUACCUACCUAUAAAGUUUUGUUGUUAGUGUAUAGUGCAGUAAAGUUUUUCAAA
This is a messenger RNA of Cylicocyclus nassatus, 1339 nucleotides long. The record is from the annotation of a GenBank genome assembly. NCBI's taxonomy places the organism in Eukaryota, Metazoa, Nematoda, Chromadorea, Rhabditida, Strongylidae.